Molecule: messenger RNA, 3510 nt
Organism: Naumovozyma dairenensis CBS 421
Lineage: Eukaryota; Fungi; Ascomycota; Saccharomycetes; Saccharomycetales; Saccharomycetaceae
Exons: 1
Coding region: 1-3510 (1169 amino acids)
Biological process (GO): regulation of transcription by RNA polymerase II
Cellular component (GO): chromatin
Molecular function (GO): DNA-binding transcription factor activity, RNA polymerase II-specific; RNA polymerase II cis-regulatory region sequence-specific DNA binding
Source: RefSeq, a predicted model, not a curated record
AUGGCUGUCGAUGGUGAUCAUGAUAACAAGACCAAUGAUUUACCCAAUUCCAAGUCCACAUCUCUUACGGAACAUAUACCUAUGCCUAUGCCUAUGCCUUCUUCUUCUUCUUCAGUCUCCUCAACAUCUUUAGCUUCUUAUUCGGGGACCUCAAUUGGUAGUGAUAACCAUCCCCCACAACCUCUAGAUUCUUCACCAAAUUGCUCAUCAAGUAAUAAAAACAUAUCUCCACCAAAAACUGGAAUAUUCUCCAAAAGAUUUAUUUGUUCCUUUUGUGCAAAGGCAUUCUCAAGAUCAGAACAUAAGAUUAGACAUGAAAGAUCUCAUACAGGGUUUAAACCCUAUAAAUGUUUACUGUGUGAUCAUAGUUUUGUCAGAAGUGACCUAACAAUCAGACAUCUUAAAACUGUUCAUAAAGACCAAAUCAAUUUGCUUCAGAAAGAUAAUCUUAAAAAUGAAGAUCCUUCUGAAUUCUCUCAAACUUCCAUUGAAACAAUUAUUAGAUCUUUAAUUAAAAUUGAUCAUUCAGAUAAAAAUUCAAAUUCAAAUAUUAAACAUAUUUCUGACAAAAAUUUGAAAAUAAAAACAAACUCCGAAAUAAAUAAUAAUAAUAAUAAUAAUAAUAAUACCAAAAGGAGGAAGAACAAAAAGAGGAAAAAUAAACAAAAGGACAUACAUAACAUUCUUGUACGUUCUCCUUCUCCUACUUCUUCUUCUUUGUCUUCCCUCCAACAACAGAAACAUGAUCAUCAGUCUGUACCUCCCUUCUCCUCUUCUUCCUCCUCUUUAAUACCAAGUAUUUCCCUGAUAUAUCACAAUAAGAAAUAUCCAAAUGGUAAUCAAAUUGGGAAAGAAAAGGAUCAUCAAGAUAUAAAAAUAAAACACGAAAUUGAUGAAAGUGUAUAUUUAUAUUUGAUCUCCAAAUAUAACAAAGAGGUUUUCCCAUAUGAUUUGAAACAAAUAAAUCAUUUAACUCAAUUGAGUUUAAAUCAUUUAUUAAACACUGAUCAUUCAAAAUCAUUAUUAUUAAAAAACAUCAAAAAAGAUGUUAUGGAAAUAAAUUCACCCUCUUUAUUAUUAUCAUUAUUAUCUUUAGGUAAAUUAGAAUCAUCUCCUUUGGAAAAAUCAAGAAAUGAUUCAGAAAAAUUAUGGCUAUUAAGUUUAAAUGAAGCUAAAGAAUUGGUUCCAAAUUCAAAUGAAAAUAUUGAAAUUAUAAUAAUUACUUAUUCAAUAUUAUCUCAUAUCUUAUUAUGUUCUUAUUCUUCCCUUUCUCCUACGUCUAAAUCAUCAAGUAAGAUUUAUUCUUUGGACAACAUAAUAAACUUUUUAGAUCUACAUUUUCAAAAUAUAUUAAACAUUAUUAUUGAUAACAAUGCGUCAACAAAUGAUAACCUGCUUCGUUAUCUUUGUGAUAAUAAUGAUACUGGUGAAGAAACUUUUUGGAAUAUCUUUAAUCUAUGGGUUUCUUUAAUCAAAAUAACCAAUUCAUUCAAUGACACAUCAUUAAAAAUUUAUAAAUGGUUCACUAACCAAACUUUAAUUGAUAAAAAUGACACCACUGGUAAUAACUAUAAAGAAAAUAAUGAAGAUAUAAAAUUAAUUGAAUUAUUAAUAACUAAUAAAUCUACCUCAUAUAUUGAAUUUAAUGGGAAAUUCAUAUUAAACAGUUUAGCAAAUUCUUUAUAUUGUGAAUCAAUAUUAAUGACUUCUUUACCAAAUACUUAUAAUGGAAAUUUCCAAUCUUUAAGAGAAUAUCAUAAUAGUUUAAUCAAUGCAAACAAAAAAGUUUCAAUGUUUGCAAAUUCAAUUUUACGUACUAAUAAUAUUCAUCACAAUCAGCCAUCAAAAAAUCAUGAUCCACAUGUGUUUUCAACAAUACAAAAUUUGAAAAACUGGAAAUAUAAUAUUUUGUUACCAAAUUGUCCAGAUAAAUUCAUACCAUUAUUAUCAGAAUAUUUAAUCCCCAUUUUAUCAAAUGAACAUUGGUUAUUAUGGGAAGUAACUUGGUUGGAUUUUUUAAGAAUAUUAAGAUCACCAGUACUUAUAUCAAGAAAUGGUGUUUUAGAAGAUCCUAGUAGUUCAAUUGCAAAAAUAAAAACAAAGAAUAAUGUAUCCUUGCAAAAUCAUACAUUGUUAUCAACACCAACUAUGAAAAAACCAUCAAUACAAUAUCCUCGUCUUAAUCAAUCUUGGUAUAUCGAUGAUUUUUUAAACAUAAUUCACCCAACUGAUAGUUCUUUGAUUUUAAAUAAUUUAGGAAUUUGUGUCAUCCCUAUUCUAAUAAAUUUACUUACCAUAACCACCACAUCAACAGCUACGAAUGAACAACAAUUGGAAGAUAAUGAAUUGAUCAUUAAUGAAAAAUUUAUAAGAUUAAUCGUGGAUAUAAUAAUAUUCCAAUUGAAAAUUUGUUCUUGUGAUUUAAUUGUACCAUUCCCAAAUGCAUCAAAUCAUACUUUAGGAUAUUUGAAAAAUCCAAUAAUUCAAAUGUUAUUCUUCGUUUGGUAUUCUAUCAUUAUGAAUCAUACAAAAAAUAAUAACAAAGAUAAUAAGGAAUCUGAAGAUCAUGAAUUUCAAUGUAUUUCAUUUUUCAUUAAUCAUUACAUUAAAAAUCCAAAUAAAAGAAUUAAUAUUGACGUAUUAUUUGAAAAGGAUUUAUCAAUCAUAUUAUUUGAUCUUAAUUCAAUGGAAUUUAAGGGUUAUCAUUAUCUUUUAAAAUUUAUUUCCACAUAUUUCAUUGAAGAAAUUAUUAAAAAAAAGUUAUUGAUAUCUCCUUAUCUAGAUGAUUUAACAAAAAGUAAAUUAAUGGAAAUGAGUUCAAGAACUUUACAUGCUUUAGAUUUGAAAUUGAAACAUACUACUAGGCCACACACUAGAAUUCAUUCACAACAAAUAUCAUUCAAUAAUGCCAGUACUGAUAAUCCAAAUUUUGUCCCUAAUACCAUCAUCUCCAUUAACAAUGCUCGUACUACUACUAGUCGUCCUUCAAGUAAUAAUAUUCCAUUAAACGAACAUAAAAAUAAAAUAACUACUAUAACCGCAGAUCAACAUAAGCCGUUAAAUAAAAUUCCUUCAAUAUCCACUACUAUUGAACCGACAGCGACAGCAACAGCAACAGCAACAACAAACGGAAAAAGAAAAUGUUCAAUUGCCGAAAUUAUUAAUGAUAACAAUUCUUAUGAUAUUGAUACUGAAGUAAACCAACAAAAUGAUAAUAAAAGAUUAAAUUUUCAACAACUUCCGUCAAUACAACAAUCAAACUAUACUUACGCGAAUUGCAACACAUCGCCAAUAAGAAUAACUAAUAAUUAUUACUCUAAUCAACGUUUGCCGUUCAUUCUAAAUCCAAGAAGAUAUUCAUCUUUAGACAUGUCUCCUAAGAAGAACCCAACUCCAUAUUCAGCAAAUAGCUCAUCUCGCGAUGGUAUCGUUACUACAAAUGGCAGUGCAACCAUGGACAACCCAACAAUUGAUAAUAGUAACAAUGAUACUAUCAAUAAUGGUAUUUGA